CUGGACUAUUGCGGAAUAGCUCUGUUGAUCACCGGCUCAUUCGUUCCGUGGCUUUACUACGGCUUCUACUGUUCAUUAAUGCCUAAGAUUUUUUACUUGUGUUUAACUAUAUUCCUGGGCCUGUCGUCAGUGAUUGUCUCGCUGUGGGACAAGUUCUCAGAGCCCCACUUCCGGCCCUUCCGGGCGGGAGUGUUCAUGUCGUUCGGCCUGUCGGGUGUCAUACCGGGCGUCCAUUGGCUCAUUAGUCACGGCCUCACCUCAUGGAUCGAGUCGUCGAUUCGGGCCUCGUUUACAAGUCUUAUAGUGAUGGGCGCCCUCUAUAUUACAGGUGGCCUUCUGUACGCCUCCCGAAUUCCCGAACGAUUCUUCCCCGGAAAAUGUGAUUAUUGGUUUCAUUCGCACCAAUUGUUUCAUAUACUUGUGAUUUGCGCGGCUGUCGUCCACUAUCACGGCAUCACAUGUAUGGCCGACUAUCGGCUCAAUUCGCCGAACGCUGUCUGUCCGGCGCCCGACGAGUAUCUGGAGUAUUAAGUUAUAUAUUAGCAACAAAUUAGCAAUAAUUUCAAGUAUUAUUGAAAUCACAAACAAAAUAAAUUCAUUAAACAUAUUGUGAAUCUGUUUUAUUUUUAACGAAAACAAACGCUACAAACAGAAUAUGUAACGAAUUUUUCUUGCUUUUUGAUAGAAAUUGUUUGGACACAAC
Medioppia subpectinata is the source of this 703-nucleotide messenger RNA. NCBI's taxonomy places the organism in Eukaryota, Metazoa, Arthropoda, Arachnida, Sarcoptiformes, Oppiidae. The record is from the annotation of a GenBank genome assembly.